CAAAUGACAAGGCUUUAUGUUUUGGCGCUUGGUGGUUAACUGCUUCGCGCUCUAGCUCUUGCUUCGUUCCCAUUUUCCAGUGCAGAGAUUUCCCAACAAUUGGAAUCCAGCAAGAAAGAUCCAAUCUUCAUAACAAGUUUGUGGAGAAAGUUACAAGCUUUCCUCACUUGACUAAAGGAAAAUGCGAGCUUCUUUGUGCAAGAUUCUCGCCUCUUCUUUUGUUGUUCGUUUCAUCUAGGUCUGCGUCAUACUCCUUGUGCUCCUUCGACCUUUUUCCUUUUUGUCCUGAACAGCUUAUCCAAGAGGUUUAACAAGUUUUCUGGGAACAUAUGCUUAAGUUGGAUCUAAGGGAGAGAAAAUUUUGACUAUGGGGGAUCACUUCGUCUUGCUUGUAGAUAGGUUGAUUACUGAGUCCACACUAGAAGCUGCUCUGGAAAGCCAAAAACGGUCAAUGGAGGUGGCAUCCUCUGCUGUGAAAGAUACAGAGGUUGACGUCUCUGUAGUGAAUAUGGAUAUUGGAGACAUGAGAUCUCAGGGGAAAUUGGUACAGUGCAGGAUAUGCCAUGAUGAGGAUGAAUUCUCCACAAUGGAGACACCUUGUUUGUGUUCUGGUAGUUUGAAGUAUGCCCAUCGACAAUGCAUACAGCGGUGGUGUAAUGAGAAAGGAGACAUCACAUGUGAGAUAUGCCUCCAGCAAUUUAAACCCGGUUACACUGCUCCCCCUCCACUGUUUCGAUUAGGGCGUCUUCGAAUGAAUUUCAGCAGGAGAAAUUGGGAAAUAUCAAGAAGAGACUUGCAAUUGCAUAAUGCUACUCAAAUUGUUCGUGUUGUCUCGCCUGACCAGAAUCUUGCCGAUUUUACCUGUGAUCAGUGUUCAGCAUCUGCUAUCUUUUGUUCAAUUUCAAUCUUUAUCUUGAUUAUACUGAUACUGAAACAUGCUCUCUCGCUACUUGAAAUGAUUGGAAGUGUGGAAUAUUCCUUGCCAAUCUAUAUGUUAUUGCUUGCACGGAUUCUGGGUGUGACUUUGUCUAUUUAUGUCAUGCGGAGAACUGUGAACUUUGUGCAGCAGCAGCGGCAACAACGACUAGUGGAACCUCGUACUGCAUCUGGUAGUCAAUACAGCAACCAGAAUGACCAACAGGCUUUGCAACGUCAGCCACAAGUCGCUCCUGUAUAGUUCUUUUAUUUUUUUGCCCCAGAAAUAAAGCAUAGUGUUUGUGGCAGAUGCAGUAAAUGUUAAUCUGUUUUUGAGAUUCAAUUCAGAUAGAUCAGUUUCCCAAUUA
This is a messenger RNA of Prosopis cineraria, 1283 nucleotides long. RefSeq lists its product as uncharacterized. Gene Ontology annotation, molecular function: ubiquitin-protein transferase activity; zinc ion binding. Gene Ontology annotation, biological process: protein ubiquitination. Bases 368 to 1177 code for a protein of 269 amino acids. Gene Ontology annotation, cellular component: membrane. Lineage: Eukaryota; Viridiplantae; Streptophyta; Magnoliopsida; Fabales; Fabaceae. The record is from RefSeq and is a predicted model, not a curated record. The transcript has 8 exons.